Messenger RNA from Equus caballus (horse), 1279 nucleotides. RefSeq names its product MOB family member 4, phocein (gene MOB4). Gene Ontology annotation, molecular function: ATP binding; protein folding chaperone; protein-folding chaperone binding. The record is from RefSeq and is a predicted model, not a curated record. Gene Ontology annotation, cellular component: mitochondrial matrix; cytoplasm. Lineage: Eukaryota; Metazoa; Chordata; Mammalia; Perissodactyla; Equidae.
CCCUCGCGCGGGAGGGGCGGGGCGGGGGCGAGCGCGCCUGCGCGACGGGCGGCCUUUUCCUCGGUUCACGUGGCCCGAGGGCCGGUCUGCGGGUCUCUGCUGGCGGUGGCGGCGGCGGCGGGAGAGAAGAGCGCGGACUGCGGCGGCCGGAGUCAUGGCAGGACAGGCAUUUAGAAAGUUUCUUCCCCUCUUUGACCGAGUAUUGGUUGAAAGGAGCGCGGCCGAAACUGUAACCAAAGGAGGCAUUAUGCUUCCAGAAAAAUCUCAAGGGAAAGUAUUGCAAGCAACAGUAGUAGCUGUUGGAGCAGGCUCUAAAGGAAAGGAUUUCUAUAAUUGGCCUGAUGAAUCCUUCGAUGAAAUGGACAGUACACUAGCUGUUCAACAGUAUAUUCAACAGAACAUAAGAGCAGAUUGUUCCAAUAUUGACAAAAUUCUUGAACCACCUGAAGGCCAAGAUGAAGGUGUAUGGAAGUAUGAACAUUUAAGGCAAUUCUGUCUUGAGCUAAAUGGACUUGCUGUCAAACUUCAGAGUGAAUGCCAUCCAGAUACAUGUACUCAGAUGACAGCAACUGAACAAUGGAUUUUUCUUUGUGCAGCUCAUAAAACUCCAAAAGAGUGUCCUGCUAUAGACUAUACUAGACACACACUCGAUGGUGCUGCAUGCCUUCUGAAUAGCAAUAAAUAUUUUCCCAGCAGGGUUAGCAUAAAGGAAUCAUCUGUAGCAAAACUAGGAUCAGUAUGCCGUAGGAUUUACAGAAUAUUUUCACAUGCUUACUUUCAUCACCGGCAGAUAUUUGAUGAAUAUGAAAAUGAAACAUUUUUGUGUCAUCGGUUUACUAAAUUUGUGAUGAAAUAUAAUUUGAUGUCCAAGGAUAACCUGAUUGUACCAAUUUUAGAAGAGGAAGUUCAGAAUUCAGUUUCUGGGGAAAGUGAAGCAUGAUGGGAAUCAUAUAGAAAAAAUGUACUGAUCACGUAACAUUAAUUAUGUACUGUAUAUAUAUCAUUUUAGACACAUCAAUCAUGUAUCCAUAUUAUAGCUUCUUUGUUUAGUAUAGGUUUUGUAUGCUGAGUGUUGCCUUUUAAAAUGGGGAAAUACUUUUUAAGUUAUUCAUAAACUGUAUAUUCACCGGUGUGGCACUCAUGGUUUUUAAAUAAGAUUAGUAUUAUCUGUUUAUAAUGCCUGUUAAUAAAAGAAUUUACAGUUUGGUAAAAUUGCUGCUAAACAAUCAUUGGAUCACAGUCCUCAUCAAAUAAACCCAUCUGUAAAAAGAUGAGUGAG